AUGAAGCAAGGAAUUUACGUGAAUGGUAAAUUAGACACUCGUCAUCGAAUAGCCAGAGCUUAUUCGGGAUCGUUUGACAAUACUACUAUUGAAUACAACACUUUCGCACCGACAGCUUCGACAUUUUCAGGUUAUAUGAAUGAUCCGUCGAUUUACAAUGGUCGUACUAAAUCGGAUUUUCCUUUUUCAACUUGGAUAAAACCGAGUCCAUUGAGUGGCUUCAUUCUAUACUUGUUAACAGCUGCAAAUGAUGGUAGUUAUUACAAGCCAGUACUGGGUAUCACAUCAACUGGUGAACCUUUAGUAGUUCUCAGUCUCUUGCCAUUGGGAGCACAUCCGACAGCUAAUCCCGAUCCAGUUGUUCUCAAUCAAUGGACUCAUCUUGCGUUGUCAGUCAGCUAUGAAAAUGGAUUAUGUCUUUAUGUAAACAGUGUAUUUAAAGCACGUAGAACAGAAUAUUAUGCUGGAAAUGGUUAUAUAAAGACACUGCACGUUGGUGCCAAUACACAGUAUUCUCAAACUUACUGUUACGACGCUCGCAUUUCAGAAAUGCAAUUUUUCGGUGUUAUGAAUGAACUGCACGUUUUCAACCGUGAGUUAACUCAAAACAAUCUAUGUACUCUCUACAUGGCUUAG
This is a messenger RNA of Adineta ricciae, 636 nucleotides long. The record is from the annotation of a GenBank genome assembly. Lineage: Eukaryota; Metazoa; Rotifera; Eurotatoria; Adinetida; Adinetidae.